This is a messenger RNA of Triticum turgidum subsp. durum (durum wheat), 822 nucleotides long. Lineage: Eukaryota; Viridiplantae; Streptophyta; Magnoliopsida; Poales; Poaceae. The record is from the annotation of a GenBank genome assembly.
AUGCUCCUGUCGCCACCAGCCCCAUGGCCGCGCGUCGAGCCCGUGCGCUUGAAUCGUCUCCCGCAGCGCAAAGACCGGCUACUCUCGCUUCCGCGUAGCCGGCGGCCAAGGUCGCCGCGGCGGCUCGUCUUGUGCAUGGCUGAGAUGGCCAUGGUCGGGCGUGGGUCAUCCCGGGAGCCUGGGGUUUCUGCUGGGGAGGGGGAGGCGAUGCUGGGAGGUGACAAGUUGCCCGGUCAGAGGGCGGAGGCGGCGGCAACCCGGUGGACGCCCGUCGAGGCGGCGCUGAAUGGGAUGAGUAAAUGGCUGGUUGCUGGUUCUUUUGCUUUUGUGGCUCUUUGGAAGCGUGAUUCUGAAAUUAUGUGGGCUUUGAUGGGUGCGCAAGCAAACUCUAUGCUUUCGUCGGUUCUUAAAAAACUGCUCAACCAUGAAAGGCCGGCACCAGCUUUGCGGUCUGAUCCUGGGAUGCCAUCAUCCCAUGCCCAAUCCAUUUUCUAUGCUGCAACACUUCUAGUUCUUUCAGUCUUCUAUUGGCUUGGGACAAAUUAUCUGGCAAUGAUUAUUGGGGCUACAACUAUAGCAUCGGCCUCCUAUCUAUCGUGGCUACGGAUAUCGCAGCGUCUCCACACACUGAACCAGGUUCUUGUGGGCGCUACUGUAGGAUCAGCCUUCAGCACUAUGUGGUUUGCACUCUGGCAUUUGUUUGUGCGGGAAGCUUUUGCUUCCUCGUUGUGGGUCAAAAUUCCGGUCGGCCUUGGUUCAGAAGUGUUUUGUGUUGCCUUCGUCGUCUACAUCAUUCGGCAGUGGUUCAAGGAUGAGCAAUGA